CGUCAUUAUGAACCUAUGAUUUCACCCCUGUGUCACCUUCCAGUGGUCAAGGCCAAUCAAGAUGGUCGUAACCAAAUAUCGCAACUUGGAGUACGACUGAAAAUGUCACGUCGGAGCACCACUCGGUUUUCUUCUUGGAAUGCCAUACACACUAGGCAAAUAUGAUUCGAUCAUUGUCGCAGCCGGUACGAUUCCACACCCGCCUGUUACUACCUCUCACGCCUCGAGCUUCCAUCGUGUCUUUCAUCCAUAGAGUACGAAAGACCGACUGUAUCUGCAGCCUAGAAGUUCAAACUGGGAGAAGAAACAUGUCUGUCACAGCCGGCUCUCGUCAAAAAUUCGAGCAACAGUUCGAGGCCACCUCCGGCGCCACCAAUGCCGUGUGGAUACACAACGACACAUAUGCGAACAGAUCCGGACACAUUCUCAAGGCACUGGCCGGAGACAUCGAGGCAGACGUCUGUGUUGUGGGCUCCGGAAUCGCCGGUAUCUCUGUUGCGUACGAACUCGUGACUCGCGGCAAACAUGUUGUUUUGCUCGAGGCUCGCGAGGUCUUGUCGGGAGAGACGGGCCGAACGAGCGGUCACCUGUCCAACGCCCUGGAUGAUGGUUAUCUUGAGAUACAGAAGAAACACGGGACGCAAGGAGCGAAGGCAGCUGCCGAGAGCCACACUUGGGCUCUGAACUACGUCGGAGAGCUUGCGAGAAAGUUGGGCAUUGACUGCGAGUAUCGCCAAGUGCCUGCUUACACCAUAUCCCAGUACUCGCGCAAUGACGCAAAACACGCCGAGGACUUGGAGGAAAUCAAGAAAGAGGUACAGAUGGCGCAGCAAUUGGGAAUUGAUGUCGAGUUCAACGAAGGCCUGCAGGUCAAAGGUUGGUCAUCUGAGCCUGGCAGACCGGACCAGCGCGACGGUGCAGUUUGGCGCAACCAGGCAACAUUCCACCCAACAAAGUAUGUCAACGGUGUCCUCGGGUUUCUUUUAAAACAACCAAACUUCAGGUGCUUUACACAGACAAGGGUCAUGUCGGUCAACGAGCCUGGCAUCGAAAUCCUUGGGGUUGGGAACAAGCACGUUGAGGUCAAGACCCAGUAUGGAAACAACGUGACGUGCGAAUAUGCAGUUGAGGCCACGAAUGUCCCGCUGCAGAAGCUCAGUGUUGUUGCCGAGCUGGAAUACGAUCGCACGUACUGCAUCGCCAUUCGAGUCCCCAAAGGGUCUGUCGAAGACUGCCUCAUCUACGAUACCGCCGAGGAAUACAAGUAUGUGAGGCUGUCUGCAUGCGACGAGAGUGACGAUUAUCUGGUUGUCGGUGGCAUGGACCACAAAGUCGGCCAGGAGAACACGGGCGGUCGGUUUGAGGAAUUGGAGACGUGGACCAGAGAACGCUUUCCACAAGCUGGUGCCGUCGAUUACAUGUGGAGUGGUCAGGUUUUUGAGCCCGUGGAUUACAUGGCAUUCAUCGGUCUUAACCAAGCCUGCAAACGCACCUUUAUCGUCACGGGCGACUCGGGGAAUGGUCUGACCCAUGGUGUGAUUGCGGGCAGGCUUAUCGCAGACGAAAUUGAUGGUCAGCGCAACAGCUGGGCCGACUUGUACUCCCCAAAGCGCAUGAUGUCGAUUGUUAAAUCGGCGACAACAAUGCUUGCGCACGACAUGCAGAUCAAUUCACAGUACAAGCGGUUUCUCCAGACGGACAUUACAGAUAUCGAGGAUCUAAUUCCUGGAUCAGGCGGUGUGAUGAACCCCAAGACUCAAAAGCCAAUCGCCGUGUACAAGGACGAGAAUGGCAACAUCACCAAGGUCAGCGCUUUGUGUCCUCAUAUGAAGGGCGUUGUAUGUUGGAAUGGCGUAGAGAAAUCAUGGGAUUGCCCUGUCCAUGGUAGCCGGUUUUCCAAAGAUGGUCUGUGUGUUGAAGGGCCUGCCAAGGGAAACCUUGAACCUGUCGCUUGAACAAGCAGCCCGACCCCAGAGGCAAGAAAAGAGGGAUUGGUAAUUAGCACUGUUUCUUGUUGUAUGGCGUCGGUCGUUCACUUUGCAGGCUAAAGUGCAUCUAGCACUGGUUCUAGCCAAGACCUAGUUUCUAAAUAUCUACCUAGUUUACGUAGUUGAAGAAAAAUAGUCCAGCCAAAUGGUGGCGAUCAGUCCCCAGCAGACGAAAGUCAGAAGCCAGUUGGGAAUCUUGACAUGAUGAACAUGAUCGUCGCCAAAUCCCACAAAAU
Molecule: messenger RNA, 2224 nt
Organism: Pyricularia oryzae 70-15
Lineage: Eukaryota; Fungi; Ascomycota; Sordariomycetes; Magnaporthales; Pyriculariaceae
Product: FAD dependent oxidoreductase
Exons: 1
Coding region: 162-1955 (597 amino acids)
Cellular component (GO): cytoplasm
Molecular function (GO): 2 iron, 2 sulfur cluster binding; oxidoreductase activity
Source: RefSeq, a predicted model, not a curated record